Messenger RNA from Sardina pilchardus (European sardine), 1581 nucleotides. RefSeq lists its product as uncharacterized. The transcript is spliced from 4 exons. The record is from RefSeq and is a predicted model, not a curated record. The coding region runs from base 62 to 1330 and encodes 422 amino acids. Lineage: Eukaryota; Metazoa; Chordata; Actinopteri; Clupeiformes; Clupeidae.
CUGCCUUACCACACUAGCGUUAUUUUACUUUGUUCAGUAGAACAAAACUACUUUCUACGGAAUGCAUAGAUCAGCUUUGACAGAAGAUACAGGUGCCCUUCCGCUGCCCGUCAAUGGAUUGCACAAAUAUAAUGAUGACUACAUUUCCCAGUUAGUACGUCGCCUUGAGGAACUUGACAUCUCAAGAGGAAAACCAAACCAUCAGCCCCAAGUGCACAACUGCAAUGGAAGUCUGGUAAGGGAGGACUAUCGCUGCAGUAGCAACCUAGAAUCACCCUUAGUUCUAGAGGAGCUCUCUGGCACGAGACCAAGAAUGCUGACACAGAGGUGGCGUGACCAUCUGAAGCCGCAGUUCGUCACUGGUGGGGACUUCUAUCAGCAGACACAAGGACCGCAGCAGCAGGACGCAGUCAAGAGUGCCGAUUUGCUGAGAAUCACCCCCAUCCAGGUCUCAAGCAGCCAGGGGGUCCAGAGCAGGUGGUGGGUUAACAGAGAGUGGACCAGCGUUUCUGACCUUUGGGGUGCAGACAUUAAUGAGAGCAGCAGGGAACGGAUGGGCUACCACUCAAACGACAGCGACAUCUCUGACCAAGAGAAGGGAAACGCACGGUCCCGCUGGGCCAGUCCUAUCCAGAUGGACCUGAGACCUGAGCCCUUUGACAGGGAUCCAGACGACAUCUUGACCAGAGAGGCCACAGAAGCCCAGCAGGUUUAUCCUGAGGUUCUGCCAGGACCCCUGAAGUGGUGGCAUAUGGCUCUGAGCCUGUCGUCCCUCCCUGACGAGGGGGAUGCGGAGAAAGCAUGGCUUGGUUUGUAUACGCAGGACGCCUCCGUCGCCGCUAUCGUCUCCCGCUUGAUCGAGCUGGAGAGACUUCAAGCUGCCACGGUGUUGAAAGAACGGGUCAGGACAGGCCGAUCACGACCCGCCACGGCAGUCCCCAUCACAAGGUGCUGCUCGCGUCAGAGGAAACCGGACCCUUGUGACCCCCGGUCAGCGGUCUCGGGAAGAGGAGAGUGCAGGUCUGCGGUGUCCGUUUUCACAGACGUGGCUACUUCAGACAAGGCUUCCGUGACCCAGAAGAUGACGAAGUCAAGCGUUCAAACUAAACAGCGGCAGUCAAAGAUGGGCUCUAAGCACAAAGCUGGUCCCUCACACAGGCCUAGUUCAUGCUCUGAACUUAGAGCUGAAAAGCUUGCGCCAGGCCUUUCUUCAGGUUCAUCAACAAAACCAACUUCGCUCAAUAAAACCAAACGUUUAAAAGCUACCAAGAAGGAAAUAUCAAAGACGGGUCGCACAGGUUUUACAAAAGGACACAAAAGUAAGGCUUAAUAUAUCAAUGUAAUGAUCUUUACAUAUUUAAGUCAUGGGGGAUGUUAUUUGAAGUCUCCAUUGUAGUUAGCAAACACACAUGUAGUUUUAGGUAAUUAAGUCAAUACAGAGGUUGUGUCUGAUUAAUUCACAAGACUGGAUAAAGGUUACAAUCAUUCCAAUUUAUUUUUAAGUUUUAAGACAUGAUGUACUCCACAGUUUCUAUGCAUGUUCAUGCUUGCACCAAAGAGUUGUGACGUAAGAGUAGACAU